AAAAAACAAUAAAGAGAGAAAGAGAAAGAGAGAAAGAGAGAGAGAGAGUUGGUUUCUGUUUCUCUUCUCUCUCUUCUUCGUCUUCCUCGUUCUGUCUUAGCUGGGAGCUCUCUCUCACCGUUUCGCUUCCCGGCCUUCGUACUUUCAAGACAACACCCUCAGCUGGGGAGCUGGCGGAGUACGACAGUGUGCGGAGACGUUCAGCUCCAGCUUUAUUUUUUAAGAUUUCAUUUAUUUAUUUAUUUUUUUUUUGGUUUUUUGUUUUCGGGUUUGUAAAGAGACACUUAUAAUUGGAGGAGCUGAGGCGGGGUUUAAGUUAUGAAAUCUGCUUAUUUUUAAGAAAUAAAAAAUGUUGGAGUUGAAGUGAAUAUUUGAGUUUCUCGGAGACUCCCACGCAGUUUUAUUAUUAUUCUCAUCAAGGGGAGGAGCUCUGAGCAACAUGAUUGAUCAGUUCAUCAAUUUUGUGAUUCGCCCUCCUAGGGCAGAUUAUAUCCCAGAUCAGUAUUUAUGGGAAAAAGAUUUCACUCUUGCAGGCAGAUCAUACAAAAGACAGGACUUAGAGCUUAGGAAUGGAAGGGGUCAUGCCUUAAAGUGUAGUCAUUAUAUGCCAUCAGUUUUCCUGGAAGAUACUCCUUUGCCUUGUGUCAUAUACUGCCAUGGAAACAGUGGAUGUAGGGCAGAUGCAAAUGAGGCCGCUGUUACUCUUCUUCCAUCAAAUAUUACUGUUUUUACCCUUGAUUUUUCUGGUUCGGGCUUAUCUGAUGGUGACUACGUUAGUCUUGGUUGGCAUGAGAAAGAUGACCUCAAAGUUGUGGUUUCAUACUUAAGAAACAACAAACAAAUAUCACGUAUAGGUCUUUGGGGACGAUCUAUGGGUGCAGUAACUAGCCUUCUAUAUGGAGCAGAAGAUCCUUCCAUUGCUGGGAUGGUGUUGGAUAGUGCCUUUUAUGACUUAUUUAGUCUAAUGAUGGAACUCGUAGACAUAUACAAAAUCCGGCUUCCUAAAUUCACUGUUAAGAUGGCUGUGCAGUACAUGCGAUGGAUGAUUCAGAAGAAGGCAAAGUUUGAUAUCAUGGAUCUUAAUUGCUUAAAGGUUGCACCCAAAACAUUCAUUCCUGCCUUAUUUGGACAUGCAAAUGAGGACAAAUUCAUUCAUCCCCACCACUCUGAUGAUAUCUUUAACUCUUAUGCGGGGGAUAAGAAUAUCAUAAAAUUUGACGGUGACCACAACUCAUCUCGGCCACAGUUUUAUUAUGAUUCAGUUUCCAUUUUUUUCCUCAAUGUCCUGCACCCUCCUCAAAUUUCUUCUACACAUCCAAGCAAAGUUGAGAAAUAUUAUGAACUGGGGGACAUAAAGGUUGGUGCAGGCAUGGAUGAGAGCCUGUUUUAUGAGAUUAUUACUCGUCUUCGCUCUGCUAGUACAGAUGCUGCAAGUUCUUCUACACAGCCAAUCAUUUUAGCUGCAAAACCUUUGAAUGAACUUCUUUCUGAAGUUGCACCAGUCACCAGUAUAGAUUCCUUGGUUAAUGAUGAUUGUGGCCUUGGUGACGAGUCAUCAAAUUUACAGUGUACCAUCAAGAAUAAUCUGAAUGGCCAAAAUGAUGAAUGUUGCUCAUAUAGUAGCUCAAAUAGGGAGAGUUGGGGAAGAUGCUCUUCAUUGGGAGGCAGUGAUGGAGAAUCUUUUGCAGACUCUGCAGCUGCUGAAAGGAGACAUCAGAUAACUCUUGAGGCUCUUGCAACACCUGUCAGAAGCAAACAAAAAAAAUCAUCGGGCUCUUCGAAGGAGAAGAAAAAGAAGCAAGAUACAGCUGGUGGAAAGAAGCCUAAAUCUGAGAAGCUUGUGGCCCUUAGCAAAAGAUUUCGCCUCUGUAUAAUGCGAGUAAAACAUCAGAGGUCUCUCUCUUCAUGACUUACCUUGUUCCAUGGGAACCUGUUUAUAAAUCAUGUAAUGUUCCAUUCAUCUCAAGUUUUUCCUUGGUUUAUACUGACCCAUUCCACGGUUGAAAAGAGUCCUGAGUUUCUUGGCGCUAAUCUGUGCCAUCACAUGGGGCUUCACUGGCCAUGUAUGUGUUUGAUUGAUCUCUCUCCAUGCAUGUCAUUGCUGGACAUGAUGCGCAUGCACUAAAUUGUAGAAUUUCCUCUGCAAUUUUGGUUGCCCCAAGCCCCCUUCUUAUUUCUGUACAAAGUACACCUUUUACCAUAUCUAAGUGAAAGUUUGUAGUUUGAUGGCUGUA
Mangifera indica (mango) is the source of this 2234-nucleotide messenger RNA. RefSeq lists its product as uncharacterized. The record is from RefSeq and is a predicted model, not a curated record. NCBI's taxonomy places the organism in Eukaryota, Viridiplantae, Streptophyta, Magnoliopsida, Sapindales, Anacardiaceae. The coding region runs from base 440 to 1909 and encodes 489 amino acids. The transcript is spliced from 15 exons.